Messenger RNA from Melampsora larici-populina 98AG31, 1740 nucleotides. RefSeq lists its product as uncharacterized. The transcript is spliced from 6 exons. NCBI's taxonomy places the organism in Eukaryota, Fungi, Basidiomycota, Pucciniomycetes, Pucciniales, Melampsoraceae. The coding region runs from base 1 to 1740 and encodes 579 amino acids. The record is from RefSeq and is a predicted model, not a curated record.
AUGCGACUGGGAGGUGGUUCAAGCUCUCCCACCCAACCAACCAGUGCUUCCAGCAGCUCGACAGGAUCUGGUUCUCCCCAUCUUUCAAACUUCAACCAACCCCACAACUUUCCGCCCUUGACGUAUCCUGGCCCACAUGUACCUACUCCGCAAUACCCCUACCCAAAUACACAACAGCAAAACCCAGCUCUUGACGCGUUUAAUACACAAGCCUUCAAGCAAGCAGCCGCAACAGUAGCUGCACACAAAAACGUUCUCAAUCACCCCCAAACACCAUCAGCAUUUAUGCCACCAUCCACCUCCGCCAUGCAACUGACUCCAACGGGGGCAUCAUCUCUAGCCUUUGAUCCCUUUAUCGCUGCCAGAGAAAGCCGCACCAGCCGUAUUGCCUCAACCUUUCCAGCAAACACAAACAAGGCUAAGCGAGGACGAAUGGCUGGUGGAACAGUCUCCACCCGACCACGAGGCCGAAUCAAUUCAGACACACCUGCUUACAAUGCUUCUAGUCCGGUCAUCACUGUCCUCUGUGGAUUCGAGACUUUCAAGGCUUCCAAAUGGGCCAAACAAAAGCCACUCUCAGUCUCUCGCACGCUUGAUAUUUACCGUCCUGAAGCGUAUGAAGACUUGCAAUUGGAUCUUUGGACUCAUUUCCAUAAUGUGUUUGUCCCAAACGACAUGAUUGACAGCCUUGACCCAGCCGCCUUUGCUUUCACCACUUUGGGCAGUCAAAAUGGCUCAGUAACCAACACCGAUCUUCAAUGGUGGUUCUCACAACACAAAGCCACGUUGAAACAUCCUAAGAUUGGUCAAUCUAGCGAGUCACUAGCUUUACUAUAUACCACCACCGACAACAUGGUCAAAGGACUUGAAAGUUUUGGACGGUCUACUGAACCCUCGCUGGUAUACACACGCCGUGCCAUUGAUUGGAUCCCUGGCUUGCAAUGGACAGUUGUGGAUGAUGGUAACACAAUCAAAUCUGACUUCACUGCCUACCGCUGGAGCUCGGACAUUGAAAAAAAUGGACGCACUCACUAUGUCAGGUCAAUUGAUAUAUGGAAUCCAGAUGGCCCCAUGAAAUUUAUCAGCAAGUCCGCAAUCAUCAAUUACUUUAAUCUUCGCAUUGUAGCAACUACAAACACCUCGCGUCUUUACACUGCAGUCCAAAUCCUGCUUCGAGAUUUUGUUGCAUAUGCAAAAACUAUCCCUGGUCUAACAAACAACAUUGAACUGUAUAAAACCAUUCUUAACUUGCGUCUGGUGGAGCACACCAUCAUCAGCUCUGAAUUGCAAAAUGAAGACAAUGAAUUCAUCAGAUUCCCAGAUACCUUGGAAGAUGAUGAAUCAGAUAAUGGAGGCCCAAAAGACGUCAUUAAAGGUCAGCAAUUUGUGACCAAACUACGUGGGUCUGGUUCAGUAGUUACCAAUCCUCAGAUCCACGAUAUAAAUCCAGCAAAUGUCUGGGGAAGCAGGAACGGCCGAGCUGCAGCUGUUGCACUCAUGACUGACCAGCACAAAUGUCUCCUUGGAUGCCAACUACUUCAACUUCCAAAGCUUAUCCGAAUCCCUGUCCAACCACCCCAGGUUGAUCUUAUAUGGCAACACGCACUGAACUUACCCAACGGUGAGAAAGUCACUCACGGUCAUGUUGACCUUCCCACCUAUUUGUCUGCAUCAGCUCGGCCAGUUGCCCGCACCGCUCCUGCACCCCCUCAGAUUCUUUUCUGUCAGAUUCUUUUCUGA